Messenger RNA from Vombatus ursinus (common wombat), 3105 nucleotides. Its product is annotated as deoxyribonuclease-1-like. Gene Ontology annotation, biological process: DNA catabolic process. The transcript is spliced from 8 exons. The record is from RefSeq and is a predicted model, not a curated record. Bases 1853 to 2791 code for a protein of 312 amino acids. Gene Ontology annotation, molecular function: DNA nuclease activity. Gene Ontology annotation, cellular component: nucleus. NCBI's taxonomy places the organism in Eukaryota, Metazoa, Chordata, Mammalia, Diprotodontia, Vombatidae.
UUAAAAGAAAACAAUUAACCAAGAGAACAAACUAGGUAAUCUGAUUUCUAAUUGGAGGAAAGAUUAGGGAUUUUCAAGUUUGGGAGGUGGAGAGUGACCAGGUACAAUUCGCUGAAAUCAGAAAAGAUGUCACGCUCCCCAAUAAGUGUCUGCAUUCAAUUAAAUGAACAUGGAGACAAUAACUGGAUGAACAGUAUGGGACCAGUUUUCAGAUAAGACAUAGGGGUUGCUUGAGAUGUACAAUUGUGAGAAAACUCUUUGCAUCAAUCUUUGGAUCUAUCUUGGGUUUCUGGUCAGCAUAACCCAGGUCCUUGGUUAAGGGUCACUAAGUAGCAGGUAAAGGUGGUCCAGCUUCAUAGCUAUACAGGGCUGGAUUCAAACAAUUAGAAUAAGGUUUUCUCCCAAUUUCCACAACCGAAUAAAGUUUUCUCAUAAGACAGAAAUUGGACUAGACCCAUAAUUGAAUAGAAAAGGAACUGAGCUAGCUCCAGAAUUGAGUCACAAGACAUUGACAAGAGUCAGUGGGGUUUGCUCAGUUCCCACUACCUCUUGCUUGUUUUAAUCCCCCUCAAUUCCCCAUUUUGAUUCAUGGGGGAAGGGGCAGCACCUUACUCCCAUGGAUCACUUAUCUAUAAGUCAAAUCCAUAAGAUUUUUCAUAAAUUCAUAAUCAUAACUACAUUAAUGUCAGGCUACAGAUCAAACUAGUUAGAGGGCUCACAAUGGACUAAUUUUGAGAAGAGAGAUUUACAUGUCACCAAGGUAACCAAGAACUGCUUAGACCUCUGUCUGUGCUCCAGGGUGAGGUGGCAGCUAGCUUUGGGGUACAUUGAAGACCUGGGUUUGUGGCUCUAUGUUAGCCUCCAGUCCAUAUUCUGGUUUAGGAGCUCAGUCAGUGGUCUGGGCUUUGACUCAGGGGCUCUUGGUUAAGAGUGCAGUGAAGGCCAGGGUUUGGGGCUCAGUGCGUGGUCUGUGUGUCAGAUGAAGAGAGGAGAUGGCUGGGAAGGGCCCCUGGAACCUGCUGCGGAGCACUGAAGAGGUCAUGUCUGGAGAGGGCAUGUUUGAUGUGGUCCAACUUAGAAGUUGCCUUUAGGGUUAAUGGAGGGAACAUGGCUGGAGAGGCCCCCUGGCCUUUGGGGUUUGAGAAGAGGACAUGACUGGGGAGGCCUCCUAGAUACUGUUGAGGGACAGAGGACAUUUUUGGGGAGACCCCCUGGAUGCUGCCUUUGCACAUGGCUAAGUCGGCCUCCUGGCUGCUUCUUUAGGGGCAGAUGAGUACAAAUAGAUGGUAAGGCUUCCUGGAUGUUGCUGUGGGGCAGAGGAUGAGAGGACAUGGCUCAGCAGGCCCCCUCACAUUUAGAGGAGCAGACAUGCCUAGUAGAGCUCCCUGGCAAGGGAGCUUCUAAUGACAAGGGAAAUUUGGGCCAGUAUAACAGAAUCUUCUCUUCCUUAAAAUAGAUAAGCUUUCCUGGCUCAAUAUAAAAUGGUUCUCCCCAGUCCCUCUCUCCUCUCUGCUCUGCCCCUAAGUACUUCUCUUCCCUUGCUCAGCACUUUCUCAAUGGGAGGCCCAGGCCAGGGAUCAGGAUGGCACAAAGCUGAAUCUUCCAAUUGUAGCCAACUCAGCACACUGACUCAGGCAUCCCUGGGGAUGGGCACUGUUACCCAGUGGUGCUUUGCAUCUGCCUCCCUUUGCUGGAGCUCUCUGAGUCUUCAUAUGACCCACUAAAACUAUUCUAUCACUGCCUGGCAUGCUUAAAACAUCCAGGCUGCUGAUUCUUAGUUGGCAUCAGUUCUUGGUAAUCCUUAGGCGUGGCUCAAAGUGUAGGGGAAAGCUCUUGCCACAUCUGGACACUGAUGCCCUUCAAGACUUCUCUCUCUGUCUCCCCCAGGUAUCUUCUGUGGACACCAUGUAGCUGGGUAUCUCUCUUCCUGCUUCUCCUGUUGAGUGGGCAACUCCACCUGGCAUCAUGUGCUACCCUGAGGAUCUGUGCCUUCAAUAUCCAGAGCUUUGGGGAGGCUAAGGCCAACCGGCCCAAGGUCAUGAGUGUACUGGUCAAGGUUCUUUCCCGAUAUGACAUCUGUCUGGUACAGGAGGUUCGUGAUAGCAAAGGCACAGCCAUGUCACUUCUCCUCCAGGAACUCAACAGGGCUGACCCUAGCCACCGAUAUGAGGCCCUAGAAAGUCGGCGCCUGGGCCUGGGAAGCUACAAGGAGCAGAAUGUCUUUGUCUACAGAGCAGAUGUGGUUUCCAUCAUGGACUCAUACCAAGUACCAGAGGCUGAGCCAGGUCAGGCAGAAUCCUUCCUUCGGGGACCCUUUGUUGCCCGUUUCUGCUGGCCAAAUUCAGACAUCUGCAAUUUGGUGCUAAUAUCUCACCAUGCCUGCCCCCGAAAUGCACCUCGAGAGAUUGAUCAACUCUACAGAGUUGUCCAGGAUGUGAAACAGCAUUGGAACGUGGAGGAUGUCAUGCUGCUUGGCGACCUCAACGCAGGCUGCACAUUUGUGCCUCCAGAGGCCUGGCUGGGCAUCCGCCUGUGGAGUCACCCAGACUUCCACUGGCUCAUUGGGGACCAGGCAGACACCACAGUCAGCACAAGGACCCACUGCGCCUAUGACAGGAUCAUAGUACAUGGGAAGGCUCUCCUUCAGGCUGUCAUACCUGGUUCAGCCAAAAUCUUCAACUUCCAGGAGGAGCUGGGCAUGUCGGAGGAAGAGGCACUGCAAGUCAGCGACCACUACCCCGUCGAAGUGUGCCUGCACCUAACUGCUGCUCAAGGACACCAAGAGCUUUGAGAGGCACCUGCCAUGUUGCUCCAGAGGUCCAUGCUUUACUUCUGCUGUGGACUUAGCAGGAGGCCAGAUGGACCAGAAUUCUCUAUUCUAAAACAGAAGUGCUGAAAAGUUUCGUUACCUGCAAUCAAAGAUUGUUUUCAGCUCCCUGAGAGGCUUGUUUUCUCAUGGUGUUUUAUAAUACAUAAAUACCAAAGUAUCUAAAGCUCAAAUGACCUACACUGCAGACCUGGUCUCUUUACUCUGGUUAACCUUGCCACUGGCAGGAGACUUGCUGUUGCUGGCCCAAGGUGCUCCAACCUCUUCUGAAAUCAUGG